GCACUUCUGGGCAUGAGCCCGUUGCCCCAGGGAGCAGGGAGAGGUUGCCUUGCUCAUGUGCACCCACAAAAAGCCCCGCAGGGCACUGGGGGGAGGGGUAGCCCGCCCCUCCUGAAGCUGGAGCCGUCAGCAGAAGGAUGCGGUGUUCGGAGGACCACGAUUCGGCUGCAGUGCCUUGGGUUGAGCAUCUGGGCACCUGGCGGUGAUCUCCGAUUGACCCAUCGCUGCUGGCCGUUCGCGCCAUGUUCGGCUCAUCCCGCGGAGGUGUGAGGGGGGGACAGGACCAGUUCAACUGGGAGGAUGUGAAGACGGAUAAGCAGCGGGAGAACUAUCUGGGGAAUUCCCUCAUGGCUCCGGUGGGAAGGUGGCAGAAGGGGAAGGACCUCACAUGGUAUGCGAAGGGGAAGAAGGAGGGCGUGCAGAUGUCCCGGGAAGAAGAGUUGGCUGCCGUCCGGCUGGCCGAACAGGAGGCCAUGAUGGCAGCACUAGGCUACAAGAAUAUGAAGAGACACCCCACCGGCCUGAGCAAAGAGGACCUGGCCGAGGUCUGUAAGCGCGACGGAGUGGAACAUGAGGAUAAGGAUGUGGAUCGUGUGGUGGGGCUGGGGAGCUCAAGUGGCUGUUCCGGCAGAAUGACGCUUUCCAGAGAAGACAAAGAGGCUGCCAAGCUGGGGCUUUCUGUGUUCACGCAUCACAAAGUAACCGAGAAUCCAGAGACUUCCAGCACAAAGAGGAAGCAGGACAAGGAAGAAAAAGCAGAAGAGAAAAGGCCUGAGAGCAGCAAGAAAUCCAAAAAGGAGAAGAAGAAAAAGAAGAAGAAAAAGCAUAAGAAGGAGAAGAAGAAGAAGGAAAAGGAGAAACAUCACAAGAAAGAGACUGCUGCCUCUUCUUCUGCCUCCUCUCCAGACCAUGAGGAGAGGAGGAGGAGGAAAACCCCUUCCCCCAAGGACCAUUCAUCAUCCUCCCAGCGGGCUGGAGCUGGCCGCCGUGACAGUCAUUCAUCACCCAAAGCAGAGGCACAGAGACGGCCCAGCAGGCGACGGCAUGACACAGACUCCUCCAGCAGCCCCCCUCGCCGCCCAGCUCACAGGAGGGGCAGCAGCGACAGCCCCAGCCCCCAUUCACCCCCAGCGAGGAAGAGGAGCAGAAGCAGGACCCCUCCAGCACGCGGCGCCAAGCGGCGGCACGACACCGAUUCAGACGACUGAUUCGGGGCGGGCAGGGGUGGGGGUCCAACACUGCGGUCGCCUUGUUUCACAGGGAUCCUGUCUGGAUAACAGUAAUGAGGCCAGACCUCCAGCUGAUGCAAGCCAGUGCAACUCGGACCUAACUGUGUGACCCCAGGCCUUUGAGUGGCUCUCGAGCUUCCCCAGCUGAGGGUCUGGCCCAGGGAUUUUUAAUGCCUGUCUCUGUUAUCAGUUUGCACCUUUUGGAUGGUGCCAGCAGCUGUUAAAGCACAGAUGCUUUAGCUAGGGCUGCCCUGAUGUGCUCUGCUGGCUAGGGCUUGCAGGGAGGGAAUCGUUCUUUGUUCUGCUUUGGCCCAUUGUAGGCACUUACCCUAGCAAAAAUUCUCCUUUGCUGCUGGGACAGUGCCCACACUGGAAGGAUGGUGCUGGUAACACUUCUAAGGUAGACUAGCUCUUGGGCUAAGACAGAUGAGCUCUUGGCCAAGGAUGUUGCCCUGCUCUGGUCUUUGGCUCACUGACUCUCCUGGGAGAUCCCAGCCAUGCUGGGAUCUUCAAGGGUGACAGAAUCGCAGUCUUAGUUUUGGAAUAUCUAUUUCUUAAUAGCCAACAAAAGGGCUUGUUGGGAAGAGUCUUACUUCCUGUAGGAAGCGUUUGUAGCUUGCCACAUGGGCAAGGCCAUUGGACUGAGAAAGCAGCGGUUUUUGUUCCAUCUGAACGUCCAAGACCCCAGCGGGCUGCAACUGGAACAGCAUGAGCUUUUACACCAAAGGAGUCAUUGCGCACGGGACCCCUAGGAGUGCACAGCAAGAAGUUUAUAGAUGUGGUUUUUAACCUGCUGCUGUGUAUUAAAAUCCCGCAAAUGGCUUCUAAUGAAGAAUUUAGGGGGAGUGCAGGAGCUUUUGUGACUCCAAAGUAAUGCCCCCUAAAUAUAAGGGAACUUUCACCUUUGUUGGAUGAACAGCAUCCCUCUUCCCUCAGGGGUUCCUGGAUAUGAGUUGGGGUCAGGAUGCGUCUCCAGAACUGCGCCCCAAUUCGAGGCUGGCGUCACUUGCAUGGGUCUGUUGACUUUCAGGAAGCCAUGCCCACAUCACAUAGAGGAGGGCAUUUUCUGCUGAAUCCAUGCCAGGGCAGAAGUUCCCAGCUGUAGGCUGAACUAGCUGCGGCUGUAACAAUAUACCUAUGGCCCUAGAUAUGUUGCCUGUGCACUGCCUCUUUGGGCACACAUGCUGUGCCAUUCUGCUAACAGUUAGAUGGGUCAAGACAUUGUCAAGCUUGGCUGUGUUGGAAAACUAUGGAAGGGUUUGAAUGGAGCUGGAAAUCUCCGGCCCAUUUGCAUCGCAAAGCUGACAGUGCCAAGGUGUCCCUGUUACGAGCCUCAACAGCAACCGAGCACUGAGCCUCUCUAGGACUGAAGGCCCACUCUGAACGGAGUCGUGCUGGUGGGACAGGGAAAAUGUGGAGGUGUGGGGUAGUUAAGAGGCCGAGGGAACGCAGUGCAUUUCCAUGGCAUGCUCUCUGUUUUGCUUGGACGGAGCAGAUGCAACUGCAGUGCUGGGAACUAUCCUAGGUCUGGUCUCAUAUACCUUGCUGUUGCAGAACAGGGUUUUCCAGCACAGGGACUGAGCAUCUGAGCUGCUGUUUCCCUCGUAGCAAAUGGUUGCAGAUCUGUUCUCAUGCUGGCUGUAAAGGGGGAAUGUGGAUGCCUGCUCUCAGCUGUAUGUCAUGCAUCAAAGGGCUGGGAAUCCAAGGUUUGGUGGGGUUAAUAACUGGGAUUGGAUGGUGGUGGGAAGAACCAACCAAGAUGCGCUGGGGAUGGACUUGUACCCUUGGCCCUUUCCUCGACAUGCAAUUACAGCCAGGUCAGCAGAGCUGGUGGGAAGGCAGCUCGUUCUUCCAUCUGGUCUGAAUGUGUAGUGUGCAGGGCACCCGACCCUUUCCUUACAAUAGGCAGCCCCCUACCCUGAGGGGAUGUGUAGCCUAGAGGAGACUGGCCCAAGGCCGCACAGCAGCUCAGUGGCAGAGACUGGAUUACAAUCAAGAUGGGGUUAGACUCGCAUCUGGUGCCUUAAGCCUGAGAUUGUGCUGCCUCCGCAGUGUGGAAGCAUGGCCUGGGUGAGCAUGGAUGUGGUUCCCUAAUGAAAAGGCCCCUGUCCUUUUUGUUUUUUCUUGCAACCUGAGUUACUCUUGGGGCCACUGCAACGUAGCCAGAAGUGCCAGCAGGAAGGCGGUGGCAGCAUGCAGGAUGCCUGGUAGGCAGGUGUCUGCUGCUCUCCAGCUCUCAUCACAUUGCCCCUGUUACUACCCUAAGCAAGGUCAGCAAGGAGGCGAGUCCCCAUGACCUGUAUGUUACUUGAGCUUUUGCAUUGCCAGAAAAGUGGGGGAGGGUCCCUGCUUGAAGUACCUUGGCAGGGCAUUGUUUUGGGAAUGGUAAGAGCUUGUGCAGCCACUGCCCAUGUUCUCUCUGUCUGGUUAUUUUCUGUCAUUCAUGCCAAAUUCACCUUGUCUAGGGUGUGGCAUUCAAACUUGCCUGCCACGGCUGUCUGGAGUUGGACCGGGGAGACGUGUCCCUGCCCUGAUCUUCUAUCCAGCAGGGAAGUGCCGCAGGAUGAAACCCUGGGGCCAGAGCACUAGGCAGAGACAGGGAACGCGCAGCUCCGGUUUUUCAGGUUUUAUGGUAGGUAGGAUGAAUUACGACUGCAGAAGGAAGCCAAGCUGACACCUAGCCUUUGAAACAAGCCAGUGAUUCAGCUGCAAAAUCACCAGGGCAGGUGCCUCUCGGGCUUUGCUUGUCAUUAUAUGUAGGUUAUGCCAACCGUCUGGCUCUUGCUUUGCACGGCUUGUUUUGGAUAACUGGGCCAAAAUUCCCCCAGGAGCCUGCUGUUGUUUCAGACACCCUGUUUGUGCGACAUUCAAAUCUAGCAUUUUUUUUUCUUCCUUACAAUGAGUUCAGUGCUAAGGAAAGUGCAGCAGUCACGGCUCCUUCUGCUUGUGCACCAGACAGGCAUGUAGAGAGUAGCAAUAGUCUAUAGGAGGAAGAAAACUUGUUCAAUUCAUGGUGAGAUUUCUUGGAGCUGGUCAAGGUACAGGACCAGUAAGUGAUAAUGGGGCUGUUCGGUUUGUUUUUAGGGGGUUUUUUUUCUCCUCCAUAGCUUUUAAAGGCCACAAUGAACAUGCAGCCUAACUCUAGCAAUUCAGGGUGUCAGGGAUGUGGUUUCUUGUCCACUUUAGUGUCAUGUUGCACUGCAGAUCCUUGUUAAAAGUGGCAAUUACAGCUACAGCCAGACUUCUGCAAAGUGAGUACCAGCUUUGCCUGUGUGCCAAGGGCUGUGUGCUUGUCUACAACCCUAAAGUGCAAAGACAUAGCUACAGCCUGGGUAAGGGUACUGGACAUAUUUAAAUGGCAAGCUGGGCUGAGGGCCAGAUCCAGUAACCUUGAUGGCACUUUUAGGGACCUGUCCACCUCUGCUUGGAAUUGAGAGUCCCCAAAAUAGCCUGCAGGAACCAGGGAGAUGCCUCAAGCCGGCAUUCGUAGCAUGCAGCUGCCUGUAGGAACUGCUGAAAGUAGGGGCGAGUCUUAAAUUGCCACCCAUCAGGUGCAUUUACUGCAAGGAGAUGCCUCAUUCCUCGGGGGGCCGCAGGCCUGAGCGCUCUCUCCUGGUGCUUGGCAUCUGCAUGCUUGGUAAGCAGAGCUGCCCGUCUUGUUUUUGAAGGAUGGCCAGUGCUGCUGCUGUCCUUGCCACCUCUGCCACUUGGAGAGUAGCCAAGUGCUUGCACCCAGGAUGGGGGAGGCUUGGGCUUAAUGCCUCUUCCUCUGCCUGGGGUAGUCCACACCCAGGCCUCCUAUUUCUCAGGAAGGUCCUUACCACUGGAUCAGGGGCUGUUUUAACUGGAACUGCUUUUCCUGUUAGAGCCAGCCUGCUGGGCAGGACAGAGUGCAAGAUGUAGGGGCCAGAGGAAGCAGAGGAGGGAGCCUGGCUGUAGCCUAGACUAGAGGCUUGCACACUUGGUUGGAAUGGGUCUAGAUUACAGUCCGUGUUCCCAUAAAAUCAUAGAAAAUGAGGGUUGGAAGGGACCUCAUCAUCUAGUGUAACCCCCUGCUCAAAGCAGGACCAGCCCCAACUACCUCACCCCAGCCAAAGUUUUGUCUAGCCGGGUCUUAAAA
Messenger RNA from Alligator sinensis (Chinese alligator), 5349 nucleotides. RefSeq names its product chromosome unknown C1orf35 homolog (gene CUNH1orf35). The coding region runs from base 243 to 1208 and encodes 321 amino acids. The record is from RefSeq and is a predicted model, not a curated record. The transcript has 9 exons. Lineage: Eukaryota; Metazoa; Chordata; Crocodylia; Alligatoridae.